GCCGCCGGGAGCGCGGCCAGCGCCGCUCCACAAGAGGCGCCGGGAGCCGCAGGAUUACAGCGCCGGCUCCGCGGGGAAGGACAGCGCUCCGGGGCCGGAGCCGCUCGGCUGCAGGUUGAACCUUGCCACCUGAAAGACUUAAACACACAGUUCCUCUGAGACAAGCAGAAUCACUGAAUUCAGGGGACUGAAGAUGCUGCUGCUGCUGUGGGAGCAGCUGUUCCUGGUGUCACUUGUGGGCUGCCUUGCAGACGUGGAGAGCUCCAGGACCAAGAUGAGGAGCGCGGUGUCGGUGCGGGAGGGCCAGGGGGUCGUGCUGCUCUGUGGGACCCCACCCCAGGCAGGAGAGGUGUCGUUCGCCUGGAUCUUCAACGAGUACCCGUCGUUCGUGCAGGAGGACAGCCGGCGCUUCGUGUCGCAGGAGACGGGGCACCUGUACAUCGCCAAGGUGGAGCCGUCGGACGUGGGCAACUACAGCUGCGUGGUGACCAGCAGGGCCAGCAGCAGGGCCGGCAGCAGGGCCGGCAGCAGGGCCAGCAGCAGCCCCGCGCUGGGCUCGCCCACGCCGCUGGUGCUGCGCACGGACGGUGUAAUGGGGGAAUAUGAGCCCAAAAUAGAAGUUCAGUUCCCAGAGACACUGGCAGCAGCCAAGGGCUCCACUGUGAAGCUGGAGUGCUUUGCACUAGGAAACCCUGUGCCUCAGAUUAACUGGAGAAGAACUGACGGGCUGCCAUUCCCAAGUAAAAUAAAGCUGAGGAAAUCCAAUGGCAUGAUUGAAAUCCCUAAUUUCCAGCAGGAGGACGCAGGGCUCUAUGAAUGCAUUACUGAAAACUCCAGAGGCAAAAACAUUGCAAGAGGACGUCUCACUUACUAUGCAAAGCCUCACUGGCUCCAGACCAUACAGGAUGUGGAGGUUGCUGUGGAGGACACCUUAUUCUGGGACUGCAGAGCAAGUGGGAAGCCCAAACCAUCCUACAGGUGGCUGAAGAAUGGAGAGCAGCUGGCAAUAGAGGGAAGGAUCCAAAUUGAAAAUGGUGCACUUACAAUAUCAAAUCUAAAUCUGACAGAUUCUGGCAGAUACCAGUGCAUAGCUGAAAAUAAACAUGGUGUCAUCUCUUCCAGUGCAGAGCUCAGGGUUGUAGCCUCUGCUCCAGAUUUUUCCAAGAGUCCAAUGAAGAAGCUGAUCCAGGUUCAGAUAGGCAGCACAGUUGAUUUUGAGUGCAAACCCAAAGCUUUCCCUAAGGCCAAAUGUUCCUGGAAGAAGGGAGGUGAGCAGCUACACGAAAAUGAAAGGAUCACACUGCUGAAGGAUGGAGGACUGAGGAUAGCCAACGUGACCAAGGGGGAUGCUGGCAGCUACACGUGCCUGGCCACAAACCAGUUUGGGACAGCCAGGGGCUCCACCAGCCUGGUAGUUACAGAGCCAACCAGGAUCACCUUGGCACCUUCCAACAUGGAUGUGACCGUGGGGGAGAGCGUGGUGCUGCCCUGCCAGGUGCAGCACGAUCCCCUGCUGGACAUCAGCUUCACCUGGUACUUCAACGGGACCCUCACCGACCUGCAGGGGGAAACCUCCCACUUCGAGAAGGUUGGAGGGAGUGCCUCAGGUGAUCUGAUGAUCAGGAACAUCCAGCUGAAGCACAGUGGGAAGUAUGUGUGCAUGGUGAAGACAGAGGUGGACAGUGUGGCCUCUGCUGCCGACCUUAUUGUGAGAGGCUCCCCUGGGCCCCCUGGGCAGGUGAGGGUGGAUGAGAUCACAGACACCACUGCCCAGAUCUCCUGGCAGGAGGGCACAGACAACCACAGCCCCGUCACCACCUACAGCAUCCAGGCCAGGACUCCCUUCUCGGUGGGCUGGCAGAGAGCCACCACAGUUCCGGAUGUGAUCGACGGCAAAACCUUCACGAGCACAGUAGUGGAUUUAAAUCCUUGGGUUGAAUAUGAAUUUCGUGUAGUUGCCACUAACAAAAUAGGAGGUGGAGAGCCUAGUUUGCCCUCAGAAAAAGUAAGAACUGAAGAGGCAGUUCCUGAAAUUCCCCCAUCUGAGGUCAGUGGGGGAGGAGGCAGCAGAUCUGAGCUGGUCAUAACGUGGGAUCCCGUCCCUGAGGAGCUGCAGAACGGGGAGGGCUUUGGCUACGUGGUCGCCUUCCGCCCCUCGGGCACCAGCACGUGGAUCCAGACCGUGGUCACCUCUCCUGACACCCCCAGGUACGUCUUCAGGAACGAGAGCAUCCUGCCCUUCUCGCCCUACGAGGUCAAGGUCGGCGUCUACAACAACAAGGGCGAGGGGCCCUUCAGCGCCGUGGCCACCGUCUACUCUGCCGAGGAAGAGCCCAGCACGGCCCCCGCGGGGGUGUCUGCCACCAGCCUGUCCUCCUCGGCCAUCCAGGUGUCCUGGGCUGCCAUUCCCUGGAAGAUGAGCAAUGGAAGGCUGCUGGGCUAUGAGGUUAGGUACUGGAAUAAUGACCAAAAAGAAGAAUCUUCCAACAGAGUGAAAGCAGCAGGGAAUGAAACAUCAAUAAAAAUCACGGGGUUGAGGAGCAACUUGGCUUAUUACACAGCAGUGCGUGCCUACAACAGUGCUGGAGCAGGGCCCUUCAGUGCCACUGUCAAUGCCACCACCAAAAAGCCACCACCCAGCCAGCCCCCAGGAAACGUGGUGUGGAAUGUCACAGACUCCAGAGUCAUCCUGAGCUGGGAGGAGGUCAGAGCCAUGGACAACGAGUCCGAGGUCACGGGCUACAAGGUUCUGUACAGGACCAGCAGGCAGGGCAGGGAGGAGGUGCUGAGCACGGCCAGGACCACGGCCGAGCUGUGGCUGCGGCUGCAGGACGAUUAUCUGAUCGAGGUCAGAGCCACCAGCGAGGGGGGAGAUGGCACCAGCAGCGAGCAGAUCCUCAUCCCCAGGCUAGCCAGUAUGGAUGCAAGAGGUUCUGGUCCAUCAGUCUUGAGUAUCUUCACUAUCUCCAGCUUCUUAGCAACAAUAUUUUCCUUGACCCUUAAUUCCAUGUUGUGCUGAUCAUUUGCAUUUGCUGGGAGGAAAAAAAUUGGUUACUAAAGUGCUUUUUUUAAAAAAAACUGCAGUGGUUAAUGCAUGUUUUUUUCUUCUAUCCUGACGUGUUUUUAAAUUCUUUAUAUUUCACUGUAAGUUGAAGUAAAAAUACCAUGUAAAGUUUAGCAAAUCCUUUAAAAAGGAAUCUAAAAUGCCUUAAUACUUGAACCAAAGGAGUUUACAUGUUCCAUACUUCAGAUCCAGUGUGAGAGAGAGAGGGGGAGGGAUGGCACUGUGAGGUCAGGGCUAGGAGGGAGAGUGAAAAACUCCAUUGUUGCAGCAGCCCUGAAUUGUUCUGGGUCUGUUCUGCAUUGCUAAAAUGACAUUUUAACAUGGAAAAGCUGAAAUCAGAGACGUGGCUGUUUCCAGUGGGAGGGUAACACAAGCAGUGGCUGCUGCCAAGGCAGUGCCAGCACCCAGGAGUUUGGAUCAUUUUCCUGUGGGAGUUGCUCUAAAUGGAAGGAAAUCCCAAAAGAAAUCCCUUCUGGAGCAGGGCCCUCCACUGCUGCUCCUGAGGAAUGAUCCCAGCUGUGUUCUGGGAUGUUUGCACCUUCUCACCCAGCCACCCUCCAGCAGUAAAUUCUGCCAUUCGUUUCCUCAUCCCCCCACCCUGCCUCUCCCACCCAGGCUCUUUGCUCACAGCCAGGCUCCCCACCCUGAGGAUGAUGUGAUUUCCCUCCUGGCAGUGUUUCAGGAGCUGAAGUGCCCAGCUGGCAGCACUGGUGAAGUGCAGGGGCACCAUGGCCUUAGGGAGAGGGACAGCCACCCCCUGUCUGGUGACCUGAGCCCCAAAUUCUGCUCAUUUCUGGGUUUGCCACACUGCAAACACCCUGAAUUCAGACUUAGAGUCAAACCUCUCCUUCCUGCUGCUCUGGAACCAGUUCUGAGCUCUUCCACUGCUCUGGCUCUCAGCUGCUGUCACAUGAGUCUGGGAAGUUCAUGACAAUAUUAGGAUAUUAAAAAAAAAUGGUACAACAACUCUUCAGACUUGCUGUUGUAGAGAAAUCUGUGCUUUCUUUCCUGGCAGUAAAUUAAAGAUACAUUAAGCCUGGUCCAUUUGACUUGCAGAGUUGUGGCUUCAGUCAAAUCAGCCUUUUAGACACUUUUUAGAGAGGUCACAGCAUCCCUGUUCCAGCACGUGUUCACAUGGCAUACAACAUCUCUUAAAGACUGCUUUUUUUUGGUUGUUUUUUUGUUUUUUUCAUUUCACAAUACUAUUACAACACACAGAACUACAAAGGGAGAACCAGGAUUAAUAAAAUGAUGGUAGCACUGUAGAAGAAAUACCUUGAUGUACCUUCAGCUGAUGGGCUCCAGAUGAGGCAAAGUGCUGCUGAGGAAAGCAAGAGCUGUAUAUACUGUACAUAGAGAGCUAUAAAUGAGUCAAAAAUUAGUUGUUUUUCCAUGUGGCUGACCAGUAUUGUUUUCAGACACUUGCAAACAGGGGGGUGGGUGGGACAUGGAAAUCCAGGUGUUCCUAGUGAGUAAAUAGUAAUAUUUCAUGCAACAAAGGGUGACUCUUGUUUCACAGAAUUCUAGUCCAGGUUCCUGUACUGCCCAUUUUUCAUGAGCUUACAUUGUAUUCUUACUUGAUUUCUAGUUCUAUAUCUCCAUGAGAUAUGUACCCAGUACCUUGUUUCAUAUUGAAAAGGUUGAAAUUUAUCCUUGAACUUCCAGUUGUGUGUGUAUCCUAUGGUUAUCUGUAUGCAUUCUUUUCUAUGGCUCUAAUAAAAUAUUUAUUACAUUGAGGGAUAAUAGAAUAUCUCAAAGUGUUAUUGCUUGUUCCUAUUACAUAUUUGCACAUGUUGGGGGUUUAAUACAUCUGAAAAUGGCUGUGCCCAAGCUUCUGCCUACAGCUUUA
Molecule: messenger RNA, 4913 nt
Organism: Oenanthe melanoleuca
Lineage: Eukaryota; Metazoa; Chordata; Aves; Passeriformes; Muscicapidae
Gene: CNTN3
Product: contactin 3
Exons: 21
Coding region: 194-3019 (941 amino acids)
Biological process (GO): brain development; cell-cell adhesion
Molecular function (GO): cell-cell adhesion mediator activity
Source: RefSeq, a predicted model, not a curated record